AUGGCUACUCCCUUAUUGAAAACAGCGCGGAACCCUUCUGUAAGAUUACCUUUUUUGAGGCUGACAGUUAUAGUUUUUUCAAGAAAUUUUCGUCAAUCAAGAUACUCUAAUUCACAUUCACAUGAGUAUAAAUACAAAAACCAACCGAGAUCGUUUCAUCGAUUCUUAACCUAUGCAGCACUUUUCACUUCAGGUGCAUGUUUUGCUUCUUACAAGUUAGAAGAAAAAAAACCUGUUUAUCCUACUUUGCGAGAUGUUAUUUUUCCGAGUGUUUAUGCUAAGAGUGCUCCUACUGAAGUUUACAACAAGAGAACCAAAUAUAAUUUUAUUGCCGACGUAGUAGAAAUAUCUGCACCAGCUGUUGUUUACAUUGAAAUAAAAGAUCAAAAAAGGAUAGACCUUUUCACAGGCAAACCAGCAACAGCGAGUAAUGGUUCAGGCUUUAUUGUCAAAGAAGAUGGAUUGAUUCUUACAAAUGCACAUGUAGUGAUUAAUAAACCAAAUUCUGCCGUCCAGGUAAACGUACGACUUCAGGAUGGUACUACUUAUACUGGAAUAGUUGAAGACAUUGAUUUCCACAGCGAUCUUGCAACAGUGCGAAUAAACAAAUCUAAUUUACCAGUGAUGAAACUUGGGUCAUCUUCUAAAUUGAGACCAGGAGAAUUUGUUGUUGCUAUAGGUUCUCCAUUAGCUCUAAGCAAUUCAAUAACGAGCGGUGUUAUAAGUAGUGUUAAUAGGCAAAGUCAAGAAUUGGGUCUGCACCACAAAAAUAUGGAAUAUAUACAAACUGAUGCUGCAAUUACGUUUGGUAAUUCGGGAGGACCUUUGGUUAACUUAGAUGGUGAAGCAAUUGGUAUAAAUGCCAUGAAAGUUACAGCUGGUAUUUCCUUUGCGAUUCCAAUAGAUUAUGCCAAAGAUUUUUUGAAAAAAGCUGAAGAACGUAGAAAGAGCAAAGGAGCCAUACUUACAAGAACUGGAGAUUCUUCAAGAAGAAGAUAUUUAGGGAUAACGAUGUUAACUUUAACAUCAGAUAUCAUUAAUGAUAUGCAACAUCAGGGAGGGUAUGUACCAGCUCUCAUAAGACACGGCGUUCUUAUUUGGAAAGUAAUGUUUGGAUCACCCGCAUAUGCGGGAGGAUUAAAACCGGGAGAUAUAAUAACACACGUCAAUGGUGAACCUAUAAGAUCAUCUACUGAUAUUUAUAAAAUUUUAGAAAAAGCUGGCUCUAUUCUUAUUACAUUGAUAAGGAGUGGAGUAGUAUUACAGCUAGAAGUUCAACCUGAAGAUAUAUAAACUUUUUUACAGUGACUUUUAAAAAUUUUUGUCGUAAAUUUCUAUUAAAAUUAAAAAAGGAAAACUGGCUUUUGUGAACAAUAAUACAUAAAUAUUUGAGGAAUAUGUAAAGUAUUGACUCGUUACGUUAAAAAAUAACAGAUUUUGUUUGAGAUAUGUAUGUUUUCCUCCAUUUUUAAUAAAUUAAAAAAUUUGUUGAUCAAUGAG
This is a messenger RNA of Phymastichus coffea, 1500 nucleotides long. It is a transcript of the gene HtrA2, whose product is annotated as serine protease HTRA2, mitochondrial. Bases 1 to 1293 code for a protein of 430 amino acids. NCBI's taxonomy places the organism in Eukaryota, Metazoa, Arthropoda, Insecta, Hymenoptera, Eulophidae. The record is from RefSeq and is a predicted model, not a curated record. Gene Ontology annotation, biological process: positive regulation of apoptotic process; proteolysis; programmed cell death. The transcript is spliced from 7 exons. Gene Ontology annotation, molecular function: serine-type endopeptidase activity; protein binding.